CCAUUUUUUAUGAAAAAAUUUAUGAUGAAUGUGUUGUUCUUCAAAAUUGAUAGAAGCAUUUUUACUUUUUUGUUCAUUUAUUUGAACAUGUAAUAUAUUUUUAAUAAAUGAUUGUGUUGACAAUAUGACUCUAAAAUUCAUAUAAUAUGAUCUCAAACAAAAUAAUUAUGUUUUUUAGUAUAAAAUCGAAUGAACCAAAAACCGACGGUAUAUAAACCGAACCGAACCAAAAUAAAUAUGGAUUUAGAAUGGUAGUUAUAUUUUACUAACCGAAAUACCAAAAACCGAAAAAACCAAACCGAAAUCGAACCGAUAUCCGGAUUGAACACCCCUAGUUUUUACUUGUAACUAUAUAUACUCGUCUGAGACAAUGAAUAUAUGCAUCCUUAUCCACAACUUUAGUUUUCUGAGUCACGUUUUCACUUGCACCUAUUGUGGUCGUAUUGGUCAUGAAGAGAAGACAUGCUAUCAACUUCAUGGGUUUCCAUCAGAUUCUGAAGUUUCUGAGCCUCAGUCAAGCAUACCAGUAAUUAAUAAUCAUAACAAUGGAUCUCAAUCUCUCAACCAAAAAACCCAUCAGAGAUAAUAGAGACUCUAGACCCUAGGGCUGUCAAAGAGAAUGCAUACUGGUUAUACAAAGAUCCUCAUGGUGAUUGAUAUACACGAACCUUUCUCUCUAGCACAACUCAAAGCUUGGAACGACGCAGACCACUUCUUCAACAACUUCAAGGCCCGUCUGGAUGUUGGGGGGCAGAGCCUGGAAUCUGCAGUUUUACUAACCGAUGUUACUUCUUCCAGUUUUUAGCUGAAGACGAGAUUCAGUGAAAGUGGUUUCAGUUAUCUUUUUAUUCUCUUUAGAUUGCAUAAGGGUUGCUCCUCCUUUUAUAUAAACAGCAAAUAAAGAAAAAGGGUGUGAAGCUUUACCAACCAUUCUUCAAUGAGAGUUUGUUUUUUUUUCAAAAUCAUUGCUUUUCAAGAUUCUUGUCCUAUAUUUAUAAUGUUGGCAAAAAGCCUGAAACACAAAUAUGGGAUUUAUGGAAAAUUAAAUCAAUGUUUGUGAGAGAAGUUGCAAUGACUUCCUUAGUCUUGCAUAAUAUAUUAUCAUACUAUAUAGGGAAAUGUAUUUUGUAUUUUUUUUCCUAAUACUGACGAGUGAAGAAGAAUACGACCUUGACUAGUUUAAUUAAGGUUACCAAAAUUACAAAAGUUGCCAAAGUUUAAAAUAGUAUAAAAGUUACUAUAAGUCUCUAACUGCAGAAAUAACAAAAACAAAACUUUCGUAUGAUAAUAAAUAAAUUAAUGAGUGCUGCUGGAUAUUAAAUAUUGUAAUAAACAAUGUUAAAGAGAGAAAAAACAAUUUUAAUAAAUUAGAAAGAAAAUAAAAACGAGAAAAAACCCAAUUUCUCCGAGGUCACAACUCGAAAAAACUCAGAGAGAGCUUGCGAAGAAGAAGAAGAAGAAGCUUUUAUAAAGUUCUCUCCAUUUUCCGAGAGCUAAAUGUUGAUUGGUUAGAUGAGAAUUUGAGAUUGCUCAAGUUUCGAUUUCACGAUGGACAACGGGCACGAGGAGAGACUCGCCGAGAAGUUCUCAGGAGUGGGUCUCAGAGAAUCUUCCAAUGAAAACGAUAGCUUGUUCCAGGUCAUCAAAGCCGUUGAAGCUGCCGAAGCCACAAUCAAGCAACAGGUGGAGGAGAAUAACCUCUUAAAGUCUGAACUUCAGAGAAGAUAUCUCGAGCUUGCCAAAUAUAAAUCAGGUGAAGCCACGCCCCAAGCAUCUCACUCCGCUGGAUCUUCCCCGUUGCAUCAGUCAGUUGAUCGGAGGAAGGGCGUGAUCAGUGCUCCAGGUGCUGGUUCAUCAGGUAUGCUAGUUGUUCACCAUCCAAAUGGAGAGGAAGCUACUGUGAGUAAUCGUUUCGAAGACCGUUCUGAUGGAAUCAUGACUAAUGGCGUAGUAAGAGGAGCCUCUCAGUUGUCUUCUACGCCGUCUACAAUAUCACUAUCUCCUAUGAGAUUGGAAGGAGAACGUGACUCGCACAUCAUUUCGUCUACUCAUGAGUUGAUGCCAGUAGGUGAAGUAAAUAAUUCGGGGAGCGCAUGGAAGCAGGAGCUUAUUCACAAGGUCAACGAACAGGAACAAGAGAUUGUGCGGUUACGAAAAUAUCUUGCUGAUUAUGCUGUCAAGGAAGCUCAAACACGCAAUGAGAAAUAUGUUUUGGAAAAGCGUAUUGCGCACAUGCGAUUGGCAUUUGAUCAACAACAACAGGACCUUGUUGAUGCUGCAUCAAAAGCACUCUCUUAUAGACAAGAGAUUAUUGAAGAAAAUAUUCGCCUGACAUAUGCCUUACAGGCUGCAGAACAGGAGAGAUCUACAUUUGUAUCGUACUUGUUGCCUCUUCUAUCUGAAUAUUCGCUGCAUCCACAGAUCUCUGAUUCUCAGUCUAUUGUUAGCAAUGUCAAGGUUCUAUUUAGGCAUCUGCAGGAGAAGCUCCUUUUUACUGAGACAAAGCUAAAGGAGACAGAGUACCAAUUAGCACCUUGGCAGUCAGAUGUAAAUCACUCAAAUGCUUCGCCUUUAUCACCAUAUCAUCCUGUUGGUGUGACUUUGAGAUACUCAACAGAACCAGAACAGUAUCACCAAGAUGGGCGUAGUGUACCAGCCGCGAGUAAUUACCAUCUUGAUGGUCCUCAGAGUAGAUCACCAGCCUUUCAGAUGCCUGUGCAACCAGCUUUUAAUCAAGAUGAAUCUCAUGGACCAAAUAACCGUGUUCAGUUUCGUGAGCCUCUCAGCAAUACAUUUAUGGACGAUCCAUAUGCAGAAGUACAAGCAGAUACAAAUCAAACUUUGGAAAAUGCGAAUUAUGCAGCUGAGUUUGAUGAGCCAAGCCCCUCAAAUUACCCCAAUUUGCCCCCAGUUCUUGAAGAGCCAACUUCAUCUUUUUCUGAGGCUGCAGAUGAUGAUCCGUUGCCAGGGAUAGCAGACCUACAGAUAUCAGGAGAACCUUUUCCUGGACGAGAGCUUCUGGCUUCUGGACACUCCAUCCAUGGAACGACAAAAUGUAAUUUUGAGUGGGUGCGGCAUCUGGAAGAUGGAUCAGUGAAUUACAUUGAUGGAGCAAAGAAGCCAAAUUAUCUUGUUACUGCCGAUGAUGUUGAUUUAUAUCUUGCAAUUGAAGUUCACCCCUUGGACGAUAAGAAUCGCAAGGGGGAGCUUGUGAAGGUCUUUGCCAAUGAUAAUUGCAAGAUUACAUGUCAUCCAGAGAUGCAGAGUCAUAUAGAGAAGAAUCUUCAUAACAGCCAUGCAUCGUUCAAGGUUUCCUAUGCAAUUGGUUAUAUGGAUAUAUGGGAAGCAGCUACUUUGUCUAUCAAGAAAGAAGGCUAUAGCAUCAAACCAAGUAACGAUCCUGUAAUUACAGAAAAGUUCUCCUCUUCUACCACUGUUGCGAUUCCCUUUGAACAGCCUGCGGAUUUUGUGAUUAUUGGUAGUGAUGGCGUGGAGCAUCUCUUUCGGGUGGAUAAUGAUGCAACGGAUUUUAGCUGCUCAAGGGACACAAUUGUGCUCACCCUCAGAUUAUUUAUUAAGAAGGCUCUGCAGAGAAAGAAGGGCAAGAAAAAAGGAUUUUUGUUUAACAAAUGAGUUUUUGGUAAAUAAAAUAUUGUUGGCUCUUUUUCUCUGACAAUAUUAGAGAUAGUCCUUGACUGAUUGUGAAAUGUUAUGCAAGUCUUGAUGUAGCUGAUUAAAAAAACAAUUCAAUCAAUUUCAGUACAGAA
Molecule: messenger RNA, 3767 nt
Organism: Brassica rapa (field mustard)
Lineage: Eukaryota; Viridiplantae; Streptophyta; Magnoliopsida; Brassicales; Brassicaceae
Cellular component (GO): plasma membrane
Source: RefSeq, a predicted model, not a curated record